AUGUAUCAACACUACCAGGACGCACUAGCCAUAUGUAGGGUUCACAAUAACCCGCAGUACUUUAUUACAUUCACAUGCAACGUCAAAUGGCCAGAGAUUCAGCGUGAACUUUCAAAAACCAAUGCAACACCGCAGGAUAGACCAGAUAUAGUCGCUCGGGUCUUCAAGUUGAAAGUGAAGUCUUUUAUGAACUACUUAAAGACUUCCCAACUUUUUGGCGCCGUUACCGCAGAGGUUUACACUAUAGAGUUCCAAAAGCGUGGUUUGCCACAUUGCCACAUACUUUUGUGGGUCUCAUCAGAAUAUGUUAUUCGAGACUAUGAUAUCAAUUUCGGUGAAAUUUCGAUUCGAGAUGCAACAAAUUUGGAUAACUAUAUAUGUGUGGAGUUGCCAAAUCAAUCUACAGACCCUGUUCUCUAUAGAAUUGUAACAGAUAGUAUGUUACACGGACCUUGCGGUUUAGCCACAACGAAUGCUUCAUGCAUGGUUGAAGGUCAUUGCUCAAAGUCAUUCCCGAAGCCUUAUGAAUCUAUUACGCGAUUCGAUUCUCAUGGUUAUGUUCAUUACAAAAGACGACGUACAGUAUGGCGCAUUCUUAACUUCCCUAUUCAUCAAAGACAUCCACCUGUUCAGAUCCUUGCUGUACAUCUAGAAGGAAAGCAAACAGUAAGCUUUAGAGCUUCACAGAGGCUUUCUAACGUGGUCAGAAAUCCAGCUCUUGCACUCACUACAUUAACUGAAUGGCUAGCAAAUAAUCGACGCGAACUAGCCUCUAACAUUCCUCGCGAACAGACUGGAUUGGAUUUGAAUUACACACAAUACCCAUCUCAAUACACCUGGCAUGGAAACACAAAAAGUUGGAUUCGUAGAGGUACAAAUAGAGUUGCCAGUGUUAGUCGGCUGGUCUAUGUACACCCAACCUGUGGUAACCUCUUCUAUCUCAGAUUACUUCUAACUCAUCAAGUGGGAUGCACUUCCUUUGAAGAUAUACGUACCGUCUCAGGCGUCACAUACGACAGCUACCGUCUAGCCUGUGAAAAGUUGGGCCUCAUUGGAGAUGAUAAAGAAUGGUCACAAACACUCUCAGAGGCAUCUAAUUGGGCAACUUCACCUGAACUCAGGUCUUUGUUCAUUCAUAUGUUGCUGUUCUGUGAAAUCUCAAAUCCUCUAGCUUUAUGGACCAAGCAUUGGCAAAAGAUAGGAGAAGACAUUAUUUAUCAAGUAUCUCACGUUUCAUCUGUAUCUUCUCCUACAGCUUUGAGUUGCGACAUACGCGAAUACAUUCUUUACGAGCUCGAAGUCUUACUGAAAUCCAACUCUAAAUCACACUCUCUGUCAGAUUUUGGACUACCUUUGCCAACAAAGUCAUUGCUUUCACCGUUAACAAAUCGUCUUGUGCUUGAACAAAAAACAUACGACAGAGAGGCAUUGUGUAUCGAACAUACAACUCUUCACUCUGCAUUAAACUCGGAACAAUUACACAUCUACAACCACGUUUGCAAUAACCUUAACAAUUCUUCACAGAUACUUCUCUUUAUAUACGGCCAUGGGGGCUCGGGCAAAACAUUUCUUUGGAAAACAAUAAUUUCGGCUCUGAGAUCUACAGGAAAAAUUGUCCUGGCUGUGGCUGCCUCUGGAAUCGCGUCAUUACUACUGCCAGGAGGCAGAACAACCCAUUCAAGAUUCAAGAUACCUUUGGACUUAACUGAAAAAUCCAUCUACCACAUAAAAAAAAAACACUCAACUUUCAAACCUUCUUUUGGAAACCUACCUCAUAAUUUGGGAUGA
This is a messenger RNA of Erigeron canadensis, 1788 nucleotides long. RefSeq lists its product as uncharacterized. Gene Ontology annotation, molecular function: DNA helicase activity. Lineage: Eukaryota; Viridiplantae; Streptophyta; Magnoliopsida; Asterales; Asteraceae. The record is from RefSeq and is a predicted model, not a curated record. The transcript is spliced from 4 exons. Bases 1 to 1788 code for a protein of 595 amino acids. Gene Ontology annotation, biological process: DNA repair; telomere maintenance.